This is a messenger RNA of Mangifera indica (mango), 2500 nucleotides long. Its product is annotated as inactive receptor-like serine/threonine-protein kinase At2g40270. NCBI's taxonomy places the organism in Eukaryota, Viridiplantae, Streptophyta, Magnoliopsida, Sapindales, Anacardiaceae. Gene Ontology annotation, biological process: protein phosphorylation. The transcript is spliced from 9 exons. Gene Ontology annotation, molecular function: protein kinase activity; protein binding; ATP binding. The record is from RefSeq and is a predicted model, not a curated record. Bases 250 to 2265 code for a protein of 671 amino acids.
CAAAUCCUAUGUCAAUGGAUCGCCGCGUUAGAACUUUUUACACGCCAACACAACUCAACUCAAAAACUUAAGAUGUCUGUGUCUCUUGAUUUCAGCUAAACUUACAACUAAUAAAUUUCUCAGUUUCUGCAUAUAAAUUCUUCUUUUUUCUUUACCUCAAGUUAGGUAAUGGGUAGUUAAUAUAAAACAGCAGAGAAAACAAAAAUAAAAAUAGUUGGUAACAGAAAUAUUCCGAAACUACUAUUGGGAAUGGAAGAAGGGUGGAGAAUUGGGCAUCAUUGGAGCUUCAACACGGCGGUGUUCAUGGUGGUCUUAUUGCUAUUUCUUCAGCAUCUGAGUUUUUCUUCGUCUCUCAACAGCGAAGGUUUGGCACUGUUGAGGUUUCGAGAGAGAGUGGUGAGAGACCCUUUUGGGGCGUUAUCGAACUGGGAUGGCAGUGGCGCAGAUAUUGAUCCCUGUUCGUGGUUCGGUGUUGAGUGCUCAAAUGGGAAAGUAGUCAUCUUGAAUUUGAGAGAUCUUUGCCUUGGAGGGACGCUGACACCGGAAAUUGGAAAAAUUCCAAAAUUAAAAUCUAUUAUUCUUCGCAACAAUUCAUUUUUUGGGACCAUUCCUAAAGAGAUUGGAGAACUGAAGGAGUUGGAAGUGUUGGAUUUGGGAUAUAACAACUUUACUGGGUCGUUUCCUUCUGAUUUUGGCAAUAAUCCGUCUCUACAAAACCUUUUACUGGACAACAAUCAAUACCUUGGCAGCGUAUCUCCUGAAGCAUAUGAGCUUAAGACACUUUCUGAGCUUCAGGUGGAAGAGAACCAGCUAACCACUAAUGCUUUAAGAGCAUCUUGUGACAGAAAACUAUUAUUUUCAUGGAAAACUAUCCGAUCUGGAGAUACCACUUACAGGAGGCUGCUGCAGCGGGUAGCGGCAGCACCUGCUGCAGGACCUCAUAUUUCUCUUCCACCAUUGCCAUCGCAUUCUCCCUCCCCGUCGCCUUCACACUUUCCAUCACCAUCACCUUCAAACUUUCCAUUACCAUCUCUACCUCCUGCAAAUCCACCAACUGUUGUUGCUACACCACCUCAAUUGCUUGCAUCUCCAACGUCUUCUCCUGAUUUAAGUCCAAGCCAAACAGCAGGGAUUCAUUCCAAGUCAAAGCAUCACAUAGUUCUGGUUUUGGCCGGAAUUGUGGGAGGCUCAGUCUUAACUCUGAUUUUGGCUAUUGGCAUUAUCUUCCUCAGAAGCAGUAAAGUGGUUACUGUUAAACCUUGGGUAACAGGGUUAAGUGGGCAGCUUCAGAAAGCAUUUGUAACAGGUGUACCUAAAGUCAAGCGAGCAGAACUUGAAGCAGCAUGUGAAGGCUUCAGUAACAUAAUUGGCUCUUAUUGGGAUGGUACUGUGUAUAAGGGAACUUUAUCAAGUGGGGUUGAAAUAGCUGUAACAUCUACUUCUAUCAAAUCGAGAGCAGAUUGGUCAAAAAGUUUAGAAACGCAAUUCAGAAAGAAGCCUUGUUUACAGAUAGACACAUUAUCAAAAGUAAAUCACAAAAAUUUUGUGAACCUUAUUGGGUUCUGUGUAGAAGACAAUCCUUUCACAAGAAUGAUGGUUUUUGAGUAUGCUCCAAAUGGAACACUCUUUGAGCAUCUUCACAUACAAGAAGCUGAGCAUCUGGACUGGAGAAUGAGGCUACGCGUAGCUAUGGGCAUGGCCUACUGCCUUGAGCACUUGCAUCAGUUGACACCACCUGUUGCUCAUAGAAAACUGCAAUCUUCCUCCAUCUACCUGACUGAAGACUAUGCAGCCAAAGUAUCAGACUUCAGUUUCUGGAAUGACACAACAACAGCAAAGACUGGAUCAGCUUCCAUGGAACUGUUAGAAAUGUCAGCGAAUUAUCCAGAAAGCAAUGUCUACAAUUUUGGAGUUAUUUUGUUUGAAAUGAUAACUGGUAGGAUCCCUUUUGCGGUGGAUGACAGCCCUGUGGAGGACUGGGCAUCAGCAUAUCUGAAAGUGGAACAGCCAUUAAAAGAAAUGGUGGAUCCAACUCUAAAAUCUUUCCAGGAGAAUGAGAUUGAGAAAUUGCUUGAAGUUAUCAAGGACUGUGUCCACCCUGAUCCCAAACAGAGACCAACAAUGAGAGACAUUGCAGCCAAGUUAAAAGAAAUAACAGCAAUGGGACCUGAUGGAGCAGUACCAAAAUUAUCCCCUCUCUGGUGGGCAGAACUAGAAAUUAUGUCCACUGAAGCAAGUUCCGAAGUGAAAUUUAAUCUUAUAUAAGUUUCAAAUGAUCUUGACCUUUUCUUUUCCCUGUUUCUGUUGUUGGUCUCAGAAGCAGUGGUAAGUAGAUUAGAUGUUACUGUCUUAGAGGAAAGGUCAUCGUAAUUCACUGAGAGAGACCUGAUGGCUUUGUUUUGUUUGCUUUCUUCCUCUGAUCUAAAUUUGACUGAAUAAAUUUCCGCAAAUAGUUUAUAUUUAUAACAUCAAUAAAUUUGGGUGUAUUCUUUCUUUUCAA